Thermothelomyces thermophilus ATCC 42464 is the source of this 1886-nucleotide messenger RNA. RefSeq lists its product as uncharacterized. Gene Ontology annotation, cellular component: delta DNA polymerase complex. Gene Ontology annotation, molecular function: DNA binding. The record is from RefSeq and is a predicted model, not a curated record. Lineage: Eukaryota; Fungi; Ascomycota; Sordariomycetes; Sordariales; Chaetomiaceae. The transcript is spliced from 4 exons. Bases 82 to 1587 code for a protein of 501 amino acids. Gene Ontology annotation, biological process: DNA strand elongation involved in DNA replication; DNA replication.
AUCGCGUCAAGCCUCGCCGAGCGCGUCUCGAGGUGCGAUUCAUGUAACGACACCAGACAUCAGCAUCCGCCAACCGUAACAAUGGUGACUUUGAACGACAUUGCGGGCUUAGGCCUGCUCCAAAAUCCUUCCGAAGCAGCGACGACUGCUCUUGAGCGGAGCGAAUCAAACUACAAGUCCCUCGAUAACUUUGCCCUGCCAAAAGAUCGCCAAUACCAACAGCAGUUUGCCGACAUUUACUUUCUCCGUCUUGCGAAAAUCAAGCCCGCCGUCGAGGAGGUAGCCAGCGCAGCAUGGGAGGGAACCGAGCUCGGCGGCGAGACUGCGACAAAGGUGGACCGAGUGCUGGAUGUGCGGCAGGGCCAGUUGUGCUGGGUUGCCGGUACGAUCUACAUGGACAUGCCACUUAAACCCAGCGUCCUGGAGGAUGUUGCCAAAGACCGCUGGAUUUCGGCCCCUACGACGGCAGACCACUACUAUUCCGAAGCGGGCGGCGAGUCGAUCAUGCUCGAGGAUGACUCCGGCCGCAUCCGCCUUGUUGGGGACGUGCUCAAGAGCUACUUCCUCGUCACGGGCUGCAUCAUUGCCGUGAUGGGCACCGAGAAUGUUAACGGCGAGUUCGAAGUCAUCGAUCUGAAGUUCGCCGACCUCCCCCCACAGCCCGACCGCUGGGCUCUCUCCAAACCCGCUGGGAGCGCCAGCAAAAAGACCAAGGUCAAAGACGAAGACGUCGAGAUGGCCGACUCCCAACCCUCCAAAAAGAUCGCCAUCGUCUCGGGUCUCGAAUUCUCCGGCACCGACACCUCCUACGCAAUGGAACUUGACCUCCUCCUCGAGUUCCUCCUCGGCGAGGCCCUCGACCCGGCCGCCCAGUCCGAGCUCGCCCACAUCUCCCGGCUCAUCAUCGCCGGCAACUCGAUUGCGAAGCCCUCCGAACACGACGCGGCCGACAGAGACAAGAAGGGUCACAAGAAGUACGGCUACGACGCCUCUUCCUACAAUCCCGUCCCCUCCCAGCUCCUCGACACCUUCCUCUCCACGCUCCUCCCCACCAUCCCCGUCACCCUGCUCCCGGGCGCGCACGACCCAGCCAACGCGAGCUACCCGCAGCAGCCGAUCCACUCGGCCAUGCUCCCCACCGCGCGCACCUACACCUCUCCGCCGGGGCAGUCGAGAGAGGAGCAACCCGGCUGGCUCGACCCGGUCACCAACCCCUGGGAGGGCGAGAUCGAGGGGUGGCGGGUGCUGGGCACGAGCGGGCAGAACCUCGACGACAUCUGCAAGUACGUCGACAACAGCGACCGGCUGGGCAUGAUGGAGGCCAUGUGCCGGUGGCGGUGCAGCGCGCCGACGGCACCGGAUACGCUGUGGGCCUACCCCUUCCAAGAGGACGAGCCCUUCGUCAUGAAGGAGUGUCCACACCUCUACUUUGUGGGCUGCCAGCCCGAGUUCGGCACCAAGGUCAUCGAGGGCCCUCAGGGACAGAUGGUCCGGCUGGUCUUGGUACCCUCAUUCGCGGCCACGAAAGAGAUAGUGCUGAUAGACACCGAGACGCUCGACGUGUCAAAGGUGAAAAUCACGAUUUGAUCUUGUGGCUAGCUAAGAAUGCAGGCGCGAAAUUGAUUUGCAAGGGCUCCGCCACCAACCACUCGAAGCAAGAGUGCCGCCUUGCUAAAUGCCACCGAUAUAUGUCCUCCCAAGCAAGAUUACCGCGAAUGUGUGUCCAUGAUAUCUCGUGGAAUAUCUCCCGUGCCCAAUUAUCCCCCCCCCCCUCUCAACACCGUCGACGGCAGAAUGCUACCGCGAAUGCUAGAAUGCUUCUCUCCGGCGAACCUCACUAUCGGCGGCUGCGACCGCAUACGUCUCCAAUCGACUCCGGGAUUCCA